Molecule: messenger RNA, 1068 nt
Organism: Cantharellus anzutake
Lineage: Eukaryota; Fungi; Basidiomycota; Agaricomycetes; Cantharellales; Hydnaceae
Exons: 6
Coding region: 1-1068 (355 amino acids)
Biological process (GO): nucleotide-sugar biosynthetic process
Molecular function (GO): GDP-L-fucose synthase activity
Source: RefSeq, a predicted model, not a curated record
AUGUCCGAUCUCGCUAACAAGAUUGUCAUCCUCGUCACUGGUGGAUCGGGACUGGUUGGAUCGGCUAUCAGAUGGGUGAUUGACAACGAGCCCCCAAAUUCGCGAUUCGGGAAACACGAUAAUGAGGAAUGGAUAUUUGCGCGUUCUAGUGAGGGUGAUCUGAGGGACCCUGAAGCUGCUAAGAAGCUGUUCGAGAAGUAUAAACCCACUCAUGUUAUUCACCUGGCUGCACUAGGUAACUUGUUUGGUAUCGAUCUAAUUCUCGCUGACAAUUCUGUAGUUGGCGGGCUCUUCAAGAACAUGAAAUAUAAACUGACAUUCCUCCGAGAUAAUACACUCAUCAAUGAUAAUGUCCUUCAAACGUCCCAUGAAACGAAGGUUAAAAAGGUCAUCUCCUGCUUGUCGACGUGCGUUUUCCCCGAUAGGGUUCAGUAUCCCCUCGAUGAGACAAAGAUUCAUCUUGGCCCUCCACAUGAGAGCAAUUUUGGGUACGCGCAUGCGAAGCGGAUGGUGGACGUGACAAACCAGUGGGCGCAUUCCGAUCAGAGCAACGGAGGUGGUCCUGACUUCCUGCUGCACAGUGCCUAUCAUGAAGAAUUCGGCAGUUCCUUUACAUCUGCCAUCCCAACGAAUGUCUUCGGUCCCCACGAUAACUUCGAUCUGGAGGACUCCAUGUCAUACCAGGACUCCUCCACAAAGAACGGCACGCCCUUUACCGUAGCAGGAACUGGGAAACCCCUUCGACAAUUCAUUUACUCGCGAGACCUCGCAAAGCUAUUCAUCUGGCAGUUGAGGGAGUAUGACGAGAUUGAUCCCGUCAUUCUAUCUGUCGGUGAGAACGAGGAGAUCAGCAUCAAGCAGGUCGCAGAUGCUAUAGUCAAAGCCAUCGGCUUUGAAGGCGAUUACAAGUUCGAUACGACUCGAGCAGAUGGGCAGUUCCGCAAACCUGCUUCAAACGCAAAGCUUCUGAGGUUAAUCGCAAUUUCACCUUCACGCCUUUUGAUCAAGGUGAGGGGUUUCCUGUACGGAAACGGGCCCAACUUGACUGCGGUUGGUUUAUCAUCGUAG